Molecule: messenger RNA, 5048 nt
Organism: Condylostylus longicornis
Lineage: Eukaryota; Metazoa; Arthropoda; Insecta; Diptera; Dolichopodidae
Product: zinc finger protein Xfin-like
Exons: 10
Coding region: 88-4128 (1346 amino acids)
Source: RefSeq, a predicted model, not a curated record
UUGAAUUGAAACACAAAUAUUUGCUGAAGGGAAAUUCUUUAAUAUUUAAAUACUAAAACUUUAUUUUAAAAUAUAAAAAAGUGUAAAAUGUUGGAUUCCGCAAAUGAUCUAUGUGGCUAUAUUUACUUAACUUCAACUAAUUCGUUCCUGUAUUUUUGUGCUCUUUGUGAGAGUUGCUUCGAAUCGUGCAAAGAGUUUCAAAAUCAUAGUUUAAAACAUAAUCUAAAAUCUUCAAAUGAAAUAAGUUUGAAUGCAGAUGGAGUUUCUACAUUUAACACGGAAACUGUUAAAAGCGUUCUACGACAAAACGGCGAAUCUAAUAUGUAUGACGAAUUUACUCAAGGAAAGAUAACACUCAAAGAAUCGUAUGUGGAAAUAGAAAAAAUAAAUAUUAGUGAUCAGGAAAAUGAUUCACACGAAGAGGUUUCUGAUUUAGAAUCUUCAAAUUCAAACGAAGAUAUUAAGACCAAAUAUGAAGAAGAAGAGGAACUUGACUCCGAAUUAAAUAUUGAAAAUAAUAAAGAGUCCAACUUUCCAUUUUCACAAAACAAUUCAAAUGACAAUAACCUUCGAUGCAAGUACUGUAAAAGAAAAUUUAGUAAAUUAGAAACCCUAAUUCAACACACGAAAAACCACCUUAAUUACCUACUUACCUGCAGAUAUUGUGGAAAGCAUUCUAAUAGAAGAUCUCAUGCUCUGAGUCAUGAAAGAAUUCACUCAAAAAUAAAAUGUGAUAUUUGCGACUGCAAUUUCUCAACUAAAAAUGAGUUAGAAAUUCAUGCUAAAAGCCAUAAGAUAUUCAAAUGUACAUUUCGUGCUGGAGCUUUAAAAAAAACUACUAUUAUUAAUAAAAAUCAUUUAGAAAAGACUAACUUCCAAAAUAAUCCGUAUAAGUGCGAUAGUUGUGAUGCAGCUUUUGUUUUGGAACAUGAUUUAGAAACUCACCUAACAGUCAAACAUUCAGUACAAAAGAAAUUUAAAGUAAAGCCAAAGGAAAAUCAAUGUGAAUUGUGUAAUAAGAAAUUCGAAAAUGAAUUCACUUUAAGAGAGCACAAUUCGAAAAAUCAUUCAGGAAUAAUUCCAAAGUUUUCUUGUCUCUUGUGCUCUCAAUCCUUUCAUGAAUCAAACAAAUUUACAAAGCACAUGAAUAUGCAUAGUGAAAAACCUUUUUUUAGUAACGAUAAAGCAAUACAUAAUGUUGGACUCUCAGCAUCAGAUGAUAUUGAUUUUGUAGGGCAAGAAACUAUAGAUUCUGAUUACAACUCAGAAAAUACGGUUCUUGAAAACUUGAAUGUAAAGUUAGAAAAAGAGUUUUCUAUCAAAAUGGAAGAGAUUGAUUGUAACUCAAAUAAAAACGACUUCAAAGAAGAAUACGUGAAAAAUCAGGAUCUCAUACUGAAUUCCAAUGUAAUUAUGAAACAAGAAAUUGAUCAGAGUCAAAUUAAUAUAGAAAGUGCAUCAAUAAUUUUCCCAUUUGGAUUAGAUGAUUUAGACGAAAUUAAUUUUCAAUGCAAAUACUGCAAAAAACAAUUUAGCGCAAGGAAUAAUCUACUUCAUCACACAAAGGAUCAUUUGGAUUAUGUACUUACAUGCAAAGUUUGCGGAAAACACUCGUCAAGGAAAUCACACGCUCGAAUCCAUGAGAAAACUCACAUAAGAUUAAAAUGUGAUCUUUGCGAUGCCACUUUUUCGAAUGAAAAAGCUUUAGAAAAGCAUAAAACACGUCAUGAGAAAUUAAGAUGCCAAUUCUGCUCUAAAAUAUUUAAAAAGUGCGAUGCAAUUCAAAAUCAUUUGAGAACUCAUACGGGAGAGAAACCUUAUAAGUGUGAUGUUUGUUCAGCUGCGUUUGCAAUAAAAAAAAAUUUACAAACUCAUAUAAUUACUCAACAUACUGGGGAUGUAAAAAAUUUCAGUUGUAAAUUUUGUGACAGAAGAUUUAAAACAAAACAAUUACGAGAUUGGCAUACUAAAAGAGUUCACUUAAAAGAAAAACCAAACCAAUGCGAACUUUGUGGUCUCAAUUUUGCUAACAUGAGUGGACUUCGACGACAUAAACUAAAAAGGCACACUGAGUAUAACAAUAGACCACAUCCAUGUAAAUUAUGUGACAAAAAAUUUGUUGAAUUGAAAAAUUUAACAGAACAUAUGAACACACAUACUGGCGAAAAGCCAUUUGAAUGUAAUAUUUGUUUGAAAUGUUUUGGGCAGCAAAGCUCUUUAAGAGAACAUAAAAAAUUACACACUGGAAAAAAAAUGCACGUUUGCAGAAUAUGUGGUAAAGCUUUUGCUCAGCACUCUGGGUGUUCUAACCAUAUGAAACAACAUCGCAUGGUUGGCAAUGCAAUGUUGGAUUUAGCAGAUGAUCUGUGUGGCUUUAUCUAUUUCACGUCAACUUAUUCAUUUUUGUAUAUUUGUACAAUUUGCGAAAACUGUUUUGAGUCAUCUAAAGAGUUUGAAGAUCAUAGUUUAACAGAGCAUUAUUUAAAAUCUACAAAUGGCACUAAUUCAAAAACGUUUCAGAACUCUAAAUUUAAUUCACAAAAUAUGGACACAAUUUUUUCACAGAGUAGAUUUAACAUAAAUGCAAAACUAGGUCAUGAUAAUCAAAAACUUGCACAGAAAUCUUAUGUAGAAAUAGAAGAAUUAAAUUUUAGCGAGGUCGAAAAUAAUGCGGAAAAAAAUUUAAUCUUAUCACCGUCAAAUUCUAGUAUAAAUUUUUAUUCCGAAAACGAACAAGAAGAUGAUUCUAAACCCACGUCAAAUAUUAAGCAGAUAGAAAAUUUUGCUUUCGGAGAAUGUGACAUAGAAAACAAAAAUAUUCAAUGCAACUAUUGUAAAAACCAGAUUUGUCGAAAACAUUCUCGUAAGAGAUCUCACACUUCAAGUUAUGAAAAAAUUCAUCCAAAAAUGCACUGCGAUAUUUGUAAUUUCAAUUUCUCAAGUGAAAAUGAUUUUGAAAUCCAUGUUAAAAGUCAUUCAAUACUGAAAUGUGCUGUAUGUAAAGAAAUUUUCGAAAAAGUUAGUGAUAUUCAAAAGCAUUUGGAAAUGGUGCAUGCGGAAGUAAAACCAUUAAAAUACAGAAAUAAAAUCAUAGUUAAAGAUGAAUUAUUAACAUCAAACAAAAGCAUUAAAAAUAACGAUUGGGAAGAAACCAGUGUUAGUGAAAAUGAAUUAUCAAAUGCUACUUAUAAUAUGAACGACGAAGGUAAUCAAAGAAAUGCCAACAUAGGAACAAAUACUUUGGAUUUUCCAUUUGGACUAGAUGAUUUAGAUGAAGUAAAUCUGCGGUGUAGGUAUUGCAACAAACAGUUUAUCAUAAGAGAUAGUCUGGUUCUUCAUACAAAAAAUCAUUUAAAUUAUAUUCUAACAUGUAUAAUAUGUGGCAGACACUCAUCUAGAAAAUCACACGCACAAAAACAUCAGGAAACUCAUAAAAAAUUACAAUGUGAUCUCUGUGAUGCCACUUUUUCAAAUGAGAAAAUGUUAGAAAAACACAAAACUCGUCAUGAAAAAUUAAGAUGCAAAUUUUGUUCUAAGAGCUUUAAGAAAAUCGAUGCAAUUCAAGAUCAUCUGAGGAGUCAUACAGGUGAAAGACCUUAUAAAUGUGAUGUUUGCUCAGCAGCUUUUUCAAUUAAGAGGAAUUUACAAACUCAUAAAAUUACGCAACAUACUGGUGAUAUAAGAAAUUUUAGAUGUAAAUUUUGUGACAGUAGAUUUAAAACAAAUGAAUUACGAAAUUUGCACACAAAAAGGGUUCAUUUAAAAGAGAAACCAAAUCAAUGUGAGCUUUGUGGUCUCAACUUUGCUAAUAUGAGUGGACUUCGACGACAUAAACUAAAAAGACAUACAGAUUACAAUAAAAGGCCACAUCCAUGUGAAUUAUGCGACAAAAAGUUUGUUGAAUUGAAAAAUUUAACAGAACAUAUGAACACACAUACUGGUGAAAAACCAUUUGAAUGUAAUAUUUGUUUGAAAUGUUUUGGACAGAAAAGCACCUUAAAAGAACAUAAAAAAUUACACACUGGCAAAAAAAUGCACAUUUGCAAAAUAUGUGGUAAAGCAUUUGCGCAGCACUCUGGGUGUUCUAAUCAUAUGAAACAACAUCGCAUAGUUGCCAAUGCGUAUUAGAUUUACAUAAAAUAUUACAGCUAAUAAAAACUGUAUUUUUGUCGCACUAUUGAUGGCACUUGCUAUUGAUGGUAAUGUUGACGGCACUGGAUUUGAGUUUAGUGCUCAUAAUGCUCCAUGUUCCUUGUCAUUGUGACAUACAAAUAUAUAAAAUAAUUAAUUUAUUUUCUAAAUAGUGUUGGGCUAUUCCUUAAAUAUUGCGCGAAUUCACCCAAAUCCUGGGAAUCACUGAAGUUUCUAUUGGCAGGACCCAUCGCCAUUUUAUAAAUUUUUAGCUCUUUUGACUAAUGAUUUUUCCUAUUUGAUCGUUCCUGUUUGAAUUUUUCACCCUAUUUUGUUGGAAACAUGGCCUACUCCAAAAAUUUUUCUCCCACCCCCUUCACAUGCACAAUAUAGAAUUCCACAAAUGCAAAUUUUUGUAACGUUUUCGUUCAAAUCGAAAAGUAUAAAAAAGUAUGUAUAAUGUUAAAUAAAUUAAAAAUAUAAUUAAAGAAUUGAAGGCAUACGUAUAAGUAAAGAAAUACAUACAUAAGUAUGUACAUCAUCAUCUUUGAAUUGGUUCAUUCUGAAAGAGUUAAAUACAUACAUAUAAUUAAAUUAAAUUUUUAACAUAAAAAUAUUAUAUUUAUAAACAUAAAAAAUUUAUAUUUUUUUGUUUUAUUGACUAAAAUGUUCUUUUUUGAAAACUUUUUUUAAUAAAUUUUUGAUUUUUUUUUUACAUGCCAAUGGAGAAAAAAAUUUGAAUAUUGUGAAAAUUAAGAGUUUAUAAAAAUCAAAGUAUGUACUCGUAUAUCCAUUUAAGAAGUAGUAAGACUCGUUCAAAGCGGUUAGUUUCUCUUUACAUGCCACUUUCUACUACAUAUUCUUAAAAUAUUCAUUUUUAUUAAGAAAUAUGUGGAAAUAAAAAACAAAAUAUUGUA